AAGUGUCACGUCAAUUGUCACUAAAUCAAUUAUAUGCGUUCCUUACAUAGAAUAAAUAAAUUAAUAAUUAAUAAUUUCGUAUAAAAAUCAUAUAAUAACUUUUUAUGAACAUGUCUAAAAGACUGCUCUUGGCAUUAGAUUACCCAGAAGUUAAUAAUUUAAAUUUAAGUGAUGAAAACACAUUCAGGAAAGUAAUUAUUUGGUUAGAAGAGAAUUGGAUUAAAAAAGCACCUGCUGAUUUAGUAAAUCAAUUGAAAAAUAAUCGAGAUUGGCACAUAACAUAUUCUAAAUACAAAGAUGGAUUAGGUUGUCCUGUAUUGGAAAGUAGAAUAGAAGAAUUACAGUGGAUUUUAGGUUACGCCGUACAAAUUGAAUCCCAUAAAAACAGAAAUGUGUAUUUAAAACAUGCAGUAGAGAAUUUACAAAGUAAAAAUGUUCCAUCUGUAGUAGCCGAAAAUAUAUUAGAUAAAUUAGAUUUUAGCAGUCAAGAAUUUGUAGAUGGCAUUAAUGAAUUGGCAAAAGUACUUAACAUUGUGAGUCACCCAGACCCUCUGGUCACUUUAAAAGCUGUAAGAAAAGUAGUCGUGCAAAGAAUGGCUCCAGAUUGUGUCGAAAAUCCCGAAAAGUAUAUUUUAAAAGGCACUCCGUUUCCGAUUCAAGAAACUGAUUUGGGAUUCGAUUUAAAAGAUCCGGUAUUAAACCAAGCUGCAAAAAUUCUACGGAUGAUAUAUAUUCAGGACCUGAGGAACUUGCAAACUAAAGCGAACGAAUUGAUUGUUGCAGUCCAAUCUGUUACAGCUAAUCCAAAAACUGACACUAAACUCGGAAAGGUUGGAUUCUAGAAAAAUAUCAACACAUUAUCUAAAAAGAUAACUUCAAGAUAAGUUGGUUUUUUGAUAAGUUUGAUGGAAUGGAGUUUCAACAGAUUGGGAAGUAAUCGGUUUGAAAUAUAUGCUUUAUUUCUAAUGCUAAUGUUUUUACACAUCGUAUAAAAAUAAUUUUCCCCUAAUAUUUUUAGAGGUCAAAUAAAUAUGUUUUAUAUACUCUCA
Diorhabda carinulata is the source of this 1049-nucleotide messenger RNA. Its product is annotated as RNA transcription, translation and transport factor protein. Lineage: Eukaryota; Metazoa; Arthropoda; Insecta; Coleoptera; Chrysomelidae. The record is from RefSeq and is a predicted model, not a curated record. The coding region runs from base 105 to 842 and encodes 245 amino acids. Gene Ontology annotation, cellular component: tRNA-splicing ligase complex. Gene Ontology annotation, biological process: tRNA splicing, via endonucleolytic cleavage and ligation. The transcript has 5 exons. Gene Ontology annotation, molecular function: RNA binding.